AUGGAGAGACUGUUCAACAAGGUCAGUCUGCUGACGGGUUCUCCUUGGUGCCAGACCUUCUCUCCAGAGCCCUCGUUAAGCCAUAAAGCAAACACACCCUGUCACUUGACUCCAGAACCCAUUGAAAUACAUUUGCAGCCUAUUCUUGUAGGGAGAAAACUGGGCAGAAGUGGUUGACAGGUCAAAUUACAGUUGGAGGCAACAAUGUGCCAGGCUGCAUUACAAUAAGCUGCCCUUAACCAUGUAGCACAACUGAUUGGACAAGAGGAAUGUCAUCAAGAAUAUAGUCUUUCAUUUGGCCCACUUCCAUUCAUUCAGCAACAGACUAGCCUAAUUGUUUGUAGUGCCCUGUGCUUACCGCUAUCCCUCUGCUCUUUCCUCUUGCUUUAUCUUGAAGUUAAGUCUUGGGUUUCUCUACCUGCCUUUUAUUGAGGAUGUUCGGAAUAAACGGGCAUCAUUUGGUGUAAUGUACUAGGCUAUGGUAGGGUUAAAAUGGUUAGGGAUUGCUUAAUCAAUGGUUUGGUUGUAUUCUAAUGCCAAAAUGACAGUGACUUGUGAAUUUCAUAAUACAUUAUAACAUUUAUCAGCCAGGCAAAACAAAUAGCCUAUUUAUGAAAAGAGCACUUCUGCCAACUGCCCUUGUGUUUUUGAACCUGUGUCCACUUGUGCAAUAUUUUGUUUGGUUUUGGACAAGUGUGUUUCGUUUAACCCUCCCGUUGUCCUAGGGUCAAAAUGACCCGCCACUGUGUUGAACCAACUUUAUUUAAUUUUUAUAUUUUUUGGAUCAUUUGUGAGAAGGAGGCAGUGAUACUUUCUUUAAAGUCUCACUGCCUCCUUCUCACAAAUGAUCCCCAAAAUAUAAAAAUUAAAUAAAGUUGGUUCAACACAGUGGCGGGUCAUUUUGACCCUAGGACAACAGGAGCAUACAGUGCAUGUACAACUAUGGUGAAAUUCCUUUAUAAAGACUUUUUCAUUUGAUGUCCUUUAUUUAGAAUCACAAGUGCUGAGCUUGAUAUGACUGAUCAAUGACAAUCUCUUGCUCCUGGUGAAACAUUCAGUGUAUGUGCAAUUGCUGUUUAGGCCUAGCAUUUGGUGUUUGGAUGGACUGUUAUGGUCCAGGGCCCGGUUUCCCGAUAGCGAUGGAAUUUAGGCUUACGAGUGUUUUUAACAAUGCAUCUUUCUAACAAUUGCUGAAGAUGUAACAUGUGUUUCCCAAAACACCACGCUGAGAGAACGGUCACUAAGUGCGUUGUUGGAGCAUAUCGAUACUGAUAGGAUCGAAAGAAAGGGAGCGCUGCUCUCAGAUCAGCUUUCUCCAUUCAAAUCCUACCGCUUAACAUAAGAAUUACUUCACAAUACCGACGACGGAUCAGCUCCUAGAGAGAGAUUACCACCUACGGCUGCAAAUAUUGAGGUGGCUUAUUAUACUGAACAAAAAUAUAAACGCAACAUGUAAAGUGUUAGUCUCAUGUUUCAUGAGCUGAAACGAAAGAACCCAGACAUUUUCCAUACGCACAAAAUGUGUUUACAUCCCUGUUAGUGAGCAUUUCUCCUUUGCCAAGACAAUCCAUCCAUUUGACAGGUGUGGCAUAUCAUGAAGCUGAUUAAACAGCAUGAUCAUUACACAGGUGCACCUUGUGCUGGGGACAAUAAGGCCACUCUAAAAUGUGCAGUUAUGUCACACAACACAAUGCCACAGAUGUCUCACGUUUUGAAGGAGUGUGCAAUUGGCAUGCUAACUGCAGGAAUGUCCAUCAGAGCUGUUGCCAGAUAAUUUAAGCCAUUUUAGAGAAUUUGGCCACAGACCACGCCAGCUCAGGACCCCCACAUCCGGCUUCUUCAUCUGCGGGAUCAUCUGAGGCCAGCCACCCGGACAGCUGAUGAAACUGUGGGUUUGCAUAACCAAAGAAUAUCUGCAGAAACUGUCAGUAACCGUCUCAGGGAAGCUCAUCUGUGUGCUCGUCGUCUUCACCAGGGUCUUGAACUGACUGCAAUUUGGCGUCGUAACCGACUUCAGUGGGCAAAUGCUCACCUUCGAUGGCCACUGGCACGCUGGAGAAGUGUGCUCUUCACAGAUGAAUGAUGGUUUCAACUGUACCGGGCAGAUGGCAGACAGCGUGUAUGGCGUCGUGUGGGUGAGCGGUUUGCUGAUGUCAACGUUGUGAACAGAGUGCCCCAUGGUGGUGGUGGGGUUAUGGUAUGGGCAGGCAUAAGCUACGGACAACAAACACGAUUGCGUUUUAUCGAUGGCAAUUUGAAUGCCAUGACGAGAUCCUGAGGCCCAUUGUCGUGCCAUUCAUCCGCCGCCAUCACCUCAUGUUUCACCUCAUGUUUCAGCAUGAUAAUGCACAGCCCCAUGUCGCAAGGAUCUGUACACAAUUCCUGGAAGCUGAAAAUGUCCCAGUUCCAUGGCCUGCGUAGUCACCAGACAUCUCACCCAUUGAUUAUGUUUGGUAUGCUCUGGAUCAACGUGUAUGAAAGCGUGUUCCCGCUAAUAUCCAGCAACUUGACACAGCCAUUAAAGAGGAGUGGGAGAACAUUCCAAAGGCCACAAUCAACUGCUUGAUCAACGCUAUGCGAAGGAGAUGUCGCACUGCAUGAGGUAAAUGGUGGUCACACCAGAUACUAACUGGUUUUCUGAUCCACGCCCCUACUUUUUUGUUGUUGUUUUUUAAGGUAUCUGUGACCAACAGAUGCAUAUCUGUAUUCCCAGUCAUGUGAAAUCCAUAGUUUAGAGCCUAAUGAAUUGAUUUAAGUUUAAGUUGACUGAUUUCCUUAUAUGAACUGCAACUUUGAAAUUGUUGCAUGUUGCGUUUUAUUUUUGUGCAGUCUAUAAUGCUUACCCAAUGAAAAUUCACUAAAUCCCCGAUUUGGCACAUCAUUGCACACGUUUUAGGCUACACAUCAUUAAAUAAAGUAUAUUGAGACAAAUUACAGACAGUUUCCUACAAGUAGCAAAAUGGAACUCAAUUGAUUGAACAUGAAAUAUAACUUACGAUAUUAUUGAAAUAGGCCUAUAGCCUACGGUUUAUAUUUGAAUGCAGUCAUCUCGGUUUUCAUUUGAAGCAUAUUUGUAUAUGUUGCUUGUAUCAAUUGCAAAGACAUUGGCAACUUUUGUAUUUGUAGUCAACUUUGUUCAGAAGUAAUCGGCAGUCACAGAGACGGAUAAACCAUGUGAUUCUAUGUUUAGCGGAGAUCUUCUGUGUAUAAAGUGAUGGGGGUGGGCAAAAAAGUAUCUGACACACUUAGCUGUUAUGAGUAGUUAAUAUUGAUGAGUUUGGGAAACAGCUCAGCGAUUUAACGAUGCUCCUACGAAAGUUCUAAUGAGUAACCGGGCCCUGGUGUAUAGACCCUUAUCAACCUCUUAGUGUUGAUCAGUUGGCCUGUUCAUGUGAAUACUUAUGCAGAUUUGGUAUAUCCUUGAACUUGAUCUGUAGAACUGCUGGUCGGACCAUGUAGUCUGAACUCUAGUAGCUCUAGCAUAACAAAGACCAAUGCCGCUUCUGUAUCAGUGGACCACUCUCUCAUGAUGGUCACAACAACAGGCCAACACAGUUUUUGGAUACUCCGAAGGGUUAUGAUUGAUUUGUGUGCUAGGGUGGUGGGUUAACAACGGCAGUUGGACAUUCAAAGUUCAAACCUGUUCACUUCCCCUUGGCCUUUUUCUUAAGGAUUCAAGUAUUGCCAAAUUGAGCUUCUCUAACUACAGGCUAACCAAUUUCUUAGGCCAAUUUUCUCCGGCUAUUGCAGUCUUCCUCUGAAUAAUGGGAAUGUUUGACAUUUCUACUCCUCUCCAGAGGUCUGUGGUCAGUGUAAUAGAUGGAGGCUAAUGUCUCUGUCCACUCCCCACCACUCUCCUUCCUCUGUUACUUGCACUCCUUCCAAGGCAAUUCUGUAAUUUGGUGUUUUGUGCAGAUAUUUUUAAUCAUUGUACUUUACCGAUGCCAUUGAUAUGUACAGUGGGGAAAAAAAGUAUUUAGUCAGCCACCAAUUGUGCAUGUUCUCCCACUUAAAAAGAUGAGAGAGGCCUGUAAUUUUCAUCAUAGGUACACGUGAACUAUGACAGACAAAUUGAGGAAAGAAAAUCCAGAAAAUCAAAUUGUAGGAUUUUUUAUGAAUUUAUUUGCAAAUUAUGGUGGAAAAUAAGUAUUUGGUCACCUACAAACAAGCAAGAUUUCUGGCUCUCACAGACCUGUGACUUCUUCUUUAAGAGGCUCCUCUGUCCUCCACUCGUUACCUUUAUUAAUGGCACCUGUUUGAACUUGUUAUCAGUAUAAAAGACACCUGUCCACAACCUCAGACAGUCACACUCCAAACUCCACUAUGGCCAAGACCAAAGAGCUGUCAAAGGACACCAGAAACAAAAUUGUAGACCUGCACCAGGCUGGGAAGACUGAAUCUGCAAUAGGUAAGCAGCUUGGUUUGAAGAAAUCAACUGUGGGAGCAAUUAUUAGGAAAUGGAAGACAUACAAGACCACUGAUAAUCUCCCUCGAUCUGGGGCUCCAUGCAAGAUCUCACCCUGUGGGGUCAAAAUGAUCACAAGAACGGUGAGCAAAAAUCCCAGAACCACAUGGGGGGGACCUUGUGAAUGACCUGCAGAGAGCUCGGACCAAAGUAACAAAGCCUACCAUCAGUAACACACUACGCCGCCAGGGACUCAAAUCCUGCAGUGCCAGACGUGUCCCCCUGCUUAAGCCAGUACAUGUCCAGGCCCGUCUGAAGAUUGCUAGAGUGCAUUUGGAUGAUCCAGAAGAGGAUUGGGAGAAUGUCAUAUCGUGAGAUGAAACCAAAAUAGAACUUUUUGGUAAAUACUCAACUCGUCGUGUUUGGAGGACAAAGAAUGCUGAGUUGCAUCCAAAGAACACUAUACCUACUGUGAAGCAUGGGGGUGGAAACAUCAUGCUUUGGGGCUGUUUUUCUGCAAAGGGACCAGGACGACUGAUCCGUGUAAAGGAAAGAAUGAAUGGGGCCAUGUAUCGUGAGAUUUUGAGUGAAAACCUCCUUCCAUCAGCAAGGGCAUUGAAGAUGAAACGUGGCUGGGUCUUUCAGCAUGACAAUGAUCCCAAACACACCGCCCGGGCAAUGAAGGAGUGGCUUCGUAAGAAGCAUUUCAUGGUCCUGGAGUGGCCUAGCCAGUCUCCAGAUCUCAACCCCAUAAAUCUUUGGAGGGAGUUGAAAUGCUGUGUUGCCCAGCGACAGCCCCAAAACAUCACUGCUCUAGAGGAGAUCUGCAUGGAGGAAUGGGCCAAAAUACCAGCAACAGUGUGUGAAAACCUUGUGAAGACUUACAGAAAACGUUUGACCUGUGUCAUUGCCAACAAAGGGUAUAUAACAAAGUAUUGAGAAACUUUUGUUAUUGACCAAAUACUUAUUUUCCACCAUAAUUUGCAAAUAAAUUCAUUACAAAUCCUACAAUGUGAUUUUCUGGAAUUUUUUUCUCUCAUUUUGUCUGUCAUAGUUGACGUGUACCUAUGAUGAAAAUUACAGGCCUCUCUCAUCUUUUUAAGUGGGAGAACAUGCACAAUUGGUGGCUGACUAAAUAGUUUUUUUCCCCACUGUAAAUGGACAUUUCUACAGUUUAGUCAGGCGUCUGGUAUUCCCAAAUUCUUUCCGAUGUAAAGCAAAAGAAGGUGUUAGGCCUAUCUAAUCAUGAGAGAUUAUAGCUGUCUGCAUCUUAUGGCAACUUUCGUCUGCUUUACAGCUAUAGGCGAUCUCCUUCUUGACAAGGUUUACAUUUUUACCGUCUUUUAAGUCAGACUACGUACUACUGUAUACAGUGAGGGGGGAAAAAGUAUUUGAUCCCCUGCUGAUUUUGUACGUUUGCCCACUGACAAAGACAUGAUCAGUCUAUAAUUUUAAUGGUAGGUUUAUUUGAACAGCGAGAGACAGAAUAACAACAAAAUAAUCCAGAAAAAUGCAUGUCAAAAAUGUUAUAAAUUGAUUUGUAUUUUAAUGAGGGAAAUAAGUAUUUGACCCCUCUGCAAAACAUGACUUAGUACUUGGUGGCAAAACCCUUGUUGGCAAUCACAGAGGUCAGACGUUUCUUGUAGUUACAUUUACAUUACAUUUACAUUUACGUAAUUUAGCAGACGCUCUUAUCCAGAGCGACUUACAAAUACAUUUUAAAUUUUCAUUAGUUUUUAUAUAUAUAUAUAUAUAUAUAUAUAUAUAUAUUUGGGGGGGUAGAAGGAUUACUUUUAUACUAUCCCAGGUAUUCCUUAAAGAGGUAGGGUUUCAAGUGUCUCCGGAAGGUGGUCAGUGACUCUGCUGUCCUGGCGUCGUGAGGGAGCUUGUUCCACCAUUGGGCCAGAGCAGCGAACAGUUUUGACUGGGCUGAGCGGGAACUGUGCUUCCGCAGAGGUAGGGGGACCAGCAGGCCAGAGGUGGAAGAACACAAUGCCCUCGUUUGGGUGUAGGGACUGAUCAGAGCCUGAAGGUAAGGAGGUGCCGUUCCCCUCACAGCUCCGUAGGCAAGCACCAUGGUCUUGUAGCAGAUGCGAGCUUCAACUGGAAGCCAGUGGAGUGUACGGAGGAGCGUAGUGACACUAGGUUUGCACACAUCUCAGGAGGGAUUUUGUCCCACUCCUCUUUGCAGAUCUUCUCCAAGUCAUUAAGGUUUCGAGGCUGACGUUUGGCAACUCGAACCUUCAGCUCCCUCCACAGAUUUUCUAUGGGAUUAAGGUCUGGAGACUGGCUAGGCCACUCCAGGACCUUGAUGUGCUUCUUCUUGAGCCACUCCUUUGUUGCCUUGGCUGUGUGUUUUGGGUCAUUGUCAUGCUGGAAUACCCAUCCACAACCCAUUUUCAAUGCCCUGGCUGAGGGAAGGAGGUUCUCACCCAAGAUUUGACAGUACAUGGCCCCGUCCAUCGUCCCUUUGAUGCGGUGAAGUUGUCCUGUCCCCUUAGCAGAAAAACACCCCCAAAGCAUAAUGUUUCCACCUCCAUGUUUGACGGUGGGGAUGGUGUUCUUGGGGUCAUAGGCAGCAAUCCUCCUCCUCCAAACACGGCGAGUUGAGUUGAUGCCAAAGAGCUCCAUUUUGGUCUCAUCUGACCACAACACUUUCACCCAGUUCUCCUCUGAAUCAUUCAGAUGUUCAUUGGCAAACUUCAGACGGGCAUGUAUAUGUGCUUUCUUGAGCAGGGGGACCUUGCGGGCGCUGCAGGAUUUCAGUCCUUCACGGUGUAGUGUGUUACCAAUUGUUUUCUUGUUGACUAUGGUCCCAGCUGCCUUGAGAUCAUUGACAAGAUCCUCCCGUGUAGUUCUGGGCUGAUUCCUCACCGUUCUCAUGAUCAUUGCAACUCCACGAGGUGAGAUCUUGCAUGGAGCCCCAGGCCGAGGGAGAUUGACAGUUAUUUUGUGUUUCUUCCAUUUGCGAAUAAUUGCACCAACUGUUGUCACCUUCUCACCAAGCUGCUUGGCGAUGGUCUUGUAGCCCAUUCCAGCCUUGUGUAGGUCUACGAUCUUUUUCCUGACAUCCUUGGAGAGCUCUUUGGUCUUGGCCAUGGUGGAGAGUUUGGAAUCUGAUUGAUUGCUUCUGUGGACAGGUGUCUUUUAUACAGGUAACAAACUGAGAUUAGGAGCACUCCCUUUAAGAGUGUGCUCCUAAUCUCAGCUCGUUACCUGUAUAAAAGACACCUGGGAGCCAGAAAUCUUUCUGAUUGAGAGGGGGUCAAAUACUUAUUUCCCUAAUUUAAAAUGCAAAUCAAUUUAUAAAAUUUUUGACAUGCGAUUUUCUGGAUUUUUUUGUUGUUAUUCGGUCUCUCACUGUUCAAAUAAACCUACCAUUAAAAUUAUAGACUGAUCAUUUCUUUGUCAGUGGGCAAACGUACAAAAUCAGCAGGGGAUCAAAUACAUUUUUUCCUCACUGUAUAGGUCAGGACCUGUGUUGCAUUUUACUCAUUCUUUCCUAUUCUUGCCCCCCCCCCUUCCUGUCCUUGACCUGUGUAGAUGCUGCUGCAGGUUGGAGGCAUGCGUUCAGCCCUGGGGCUGCUGGCUGUCAGGAGGGCUUGCUGCCUGUCCCGCUCCACCCACAACUCCCCUCAGACUCUGGAAUACAAGGCCAUCAAAAAGGUCAUGGUGGCCAAUAGAGGUAGAGUAACCAUUCUCCCACCCUGGCCAUUCUGUAGACACCGAAAUGUCAGCCAAUGUGUUAUAGCUAGUUUCGUCUCACCACAUAAUUGAAUUUUCCUGAGUGCAUGAUUACUGCUGACUAAUCCAACCACUUGUAGGUGAGAUUGCUAUCCGUGUGUUCCGGGCCUGCACUGAGCUGGGGAUCCGGACGGUGGCUGUCUACUCUGAACAGGACACAGGCCAGAUGCACAGGCAGAAGGCAGAUGAGGCUUACCUCAUAGGGAAGGGCCUGCCGCCCGUGGCUGCCUACCUGGACAUCCCUGACAUCAUCAAAGUGGCUAAGGUCUGCGACAUGAAUAUGUGUCUUUCAAACUUUUCUGAACCAAUUCUUACUGCAUUUUAAGAUCACACCUUUACACUGUCUUACAUCUUUUUCGUAUCAUAUAUUUUAUUCUCAGGAGAAUAAUGUGGAUGCCAUCCACCCUGGGUACGGCUUCCUGUCUGAGAGAUCAGACUUUGCCCAGGCGUGUGCCGAUGCUGGGGUACGCUUCAUUGGCCCUUCCCCUGAAGUGGUGCGCAAGAUGGGAGACAAGGUGGAGGCUCGAUCCAUCGCUGUCCGUGCAGGUAGGUUGGACACCAGCUGUCAUUCUCAGUCCUGUCUGAUGGAUGUUUGUUUCAUCAGAGUUUUAGGUUUUACUUUUGUCUUUUUUCAGCAGAAUCAUAGCUGACGUAUAGCUGACAUUGCGUACGGUUAAGUAAAAGUUGAGUUACGUUCAGCUAACUUCAUAUUGUUUGAUUUUGCUUCCAGGAGUCCCAGUGGUACCAGGGACAGACGGCCCCAUCACUUGCCUAUCGGAGGCCCAGGAGUUUUCCAAAACCUAUGGCUUUCCCAUCAUCUUCAAGGCUGCCUAUGGCGGUGGGGGCAGGGGUAUGAGGGUGGUCAAAGAGUAUGAGGUGAGUAGAGCUAUCUGGGAGUAAAUCGGGGCUCCAAUCUGAGUGUUUUGUCUUUGUGGUGGUUGACUUGUUGAUCCCCAUUGGUCGACGUGUGUAGGAGCUGGAGGAGAACUAUCAGCGCGCGUACUCCGAGGCCCUGGCUGCGUUUGGGAACGGUGCUUUGUUCGUGGAGAAGUAUCUUGAGAGACCCAGACACAUUGAAGUGCAGAUCCUGGGUGAGUUUGUUUGCUAGACUAUUUUUGGGGGACGUUUUAGGAUUUUGUAUUUCAUUAGGAUUCCCACUAGCUACUGCUAAAGCAGCAACUGCUCUUCCUGGGGUCCACACAAAACAUAAAACAUGACAUAAUACAUAACAUUAAUGGACAAGUACAGCGCAAGGACAGAACUACAUACAUUUAGAAUAAGAAUACAUGCUUUGAUACAUUUAUGACUUAGUUUUCCAUGCAUCAUGCAUUCAUUAUAAUGUCAAUACUGCAGCCAUUCAUUUCCCUUAUUGCGAUCCUUUGCUCCUGUUACAAUUGCUUUGUCCUAAGCAGGUCCUGACAUCCUAAUCUCUUAGCACCAGCUGUUCUGUAAACACCAGAGAGAAUCUCACAAUAUCAGGAAUCAUCUGUGUCCUUGGUUCUUCCUUUUAAAGUCAAUACUAAUCAUACAUAAUCAUGUGAUUCAUGGAUGCUACUGAAUGCAAGUGCAACACAAGAAAACGGAAAUGGAAAUGCAAUAAUAAUGUUGAGUUUCACCGACGUUAACUCCUACUCAGUUUCCCUGGCGUGAACAGAGCCACAUAUCAUAUCGUAUGGAGCUGCAACUAAGUUUCACCCCAGCUAUGUUCCCCUGAUGUGAAUGCAGCAACCUUGAACCGGAUGGAGUUGCACCGCACUCAGCAAAAUUCCCCUGACGUGAAUAAAGCUACCUAGUUAUCUACAGUUACCGCCUGCAAUUGGUUUCCUGGGGUAACAUGUAAUCUCUUGAAUCGUAUGGAGUUGCGCCAAAGUUUCACUCCUGCUAGGUUCCAUAACAUACAGUACCAGUCAAAAGUUUGGACACACCUACUCAUUCAAGGGUUUUUCUUUAUUUUUACUAUUUUCUACAUUGUAGAAUAAUAGUGAAGACCUCAAAACUAUGAAAUAACACAUAUGGAAUCAUAUAGUAACCAAAAAAGUGUUAAACAAAUCAAAAUAUUUUAUAUUUGAGAUUCUUCAAAUAGCCACACUUUGCCUUGAUGACAGCUUUGCACACUCUUGGCAUUCUCUCAACCAGCUUCACCUGGAAUGCUUUUCCAACAGUCUUGAAGGAGUUCCCACAAAUGCUGAGCACUUGUUCACUCUGCGGUCCGACUCAUCCCAAAGAAACCCAAUUGGGUUGAGGUCGGGGGAUUGUGGAGGCCAGGUCAUCUGAUGCAGCACUCCAUCACUCUCCUUCUUGGUCAAAUAGCCCUUACACAGCCUGGAGGUGUGUUGGGUCAUUGUCCUGUUGAAAAACAAAUGAUAGUCCCACUAAGCCCAAACCAGAUGGGAUGGCGUAUCGCUGCAGAAUUUAAAGUCUAAAUAAAUCACAGACAGUGUCACCAGCAAAGCACCCCCACACUAUAACACCACCUUCUACAUGCUUUACGGUGGGAACUACACAUGCGGAGAUCAUCCGUUCACCCACACCGCGUCUCACAAAGACACGGCGGUUGAAACCAGAAAUGUCCAAUUUGGACUCCAGACCAAAGGACACAUUUCCACCGGUCUAAUGUCCAUUGCUCGUGUUUCUUGGCCCAAGCAGGUCUCUUCUUCUUAUUGAUGUCCUUUAGUAGUGGUUUCUUUGCAGCAAUUCAACCAUGAAGGCCUGAUUCACACAGUCCCCUUUGAACAGUUGAUGUUGAGAUGUGUCUGUGACUUGAACUCUGAAGUAUUUAUUUGGCCUGCAAUUUCUGAGGCUGGUAACUCUAAUGAACUUAUCCUCUGCAGCAGAGGUAACUCUGGGUCUUCCAUUCCUGUGGCAGUCCUCAUGAGAGCCAGUUUAAUCAUAGCGCUUGAUGGUUUGCAACUGCACUUGAAAAAACUUUCAAAGUGCUUGGAAUGUUCCAUAUUGACUUACCUUCAUGUCUUAAAGUAAUGGACUGUUGUUUCUCUUUGUUUAUUUGAGCUGUUCUUGCCAUUAUGGACUUGGUCUUUUACCAAAUAUGGCUAUCUUCUGUAUACCCCCCUACCUUGUCACAACACAACUGAUUGGCUCAAACGCAUUAAGAAGGAAAGAAAUUCCACAAAUUAACUUUUAACAAGGCACACCUGUUAAUUGAAAUGCAUUCCAGGUGACUACCUCAUGAAGCUGAUUGAGAGAAUGCCAAGAGUGUGCAAAGCUGUCAUCAAGGCAAAGGAUGGCUAUUUGAAGAAUCUCAAAUAUAAAAUAUAUUUUGAUUUGUUUAACACUUUUUUGGUUACUAUAUGAUUCCAUAUGUGUUAUUUCAUAGUUUUGAUGUCUUCACUAUUAUUCUACAAUGUAGAAAAUAGUAAAAAUAAAGAAAAACCCUUGAAUGAGUAGGUGUGUCCAAACUUUUGACUGGUACUGUAAAUGCAGAAAAUUCUUCCCGCUAAAGUUUCAACUUAAUGAUUUCCACCUCAGCAACUUGUAUUUCAUUUCCAUUUUCAUUCCCCAGCAGCAUCCACCAAUAUACAGUGCUUUCGGAAAGUAUUCUGACCCCUUGACUUUUUCCACAUUUUGUUACGUUACAGCCUUAUUCUAAAAUUGAUUAAACAGUUUCUAUCUACACACAAUAUCCCAUAAUGACAAAGCAAAAACAGGUUUUUAGAAAUGUUAGCAAAUGUAUAUUAACCCCCCCCCCCCCCCCCCAGAAAUAUUACAUUUACAUAAGUAUUCAGACCCUUUAAUCAGUAUUUUGUUGAAUCACCUUUGUCAGCGAUUACAGCCUUGAGUCUUCUUGGGUAUGACGCUACAAGCUUGGCACACCUGUAUUUGGGGAGUUUCUCCCAUUCCUCUCUGCAGAUCCUCUCAAGCUCUGUCAGGUUCGAUGGGGAGCAUCGCCGCACAGCUAUUUUCAGGUUUUUCCAGUGAUGUUAGAUCGGGUUCAAGUCCGGGCUCUGUCUGGGCCACUCAAGGACAUUCAGAGACUUGUCCCCGAAGCCACUCCUGCGUUGUCUUGGCUGUGUGCAUAGGGUCGUUGUCCUGUGGGAAGGUGAACCUUCUCCCCAGUCUGAGGUCCUGAGCGCUCUGGAGCAGGUUUUCAUCAAGGAUCUCUCUGUACUUUGCUCCGUUCAUCUUUCCCUCAAUCCUGACUAGUCUCCCAGUCCCUGUCACUGAAAAACAUUCCCACAGCGUGACGCUGCCACCAUUGUUUCACCAAAGGGAUUGUGCCAGGUUUCCUCCAGACGUGACACUUGGCUUUCAAGCCAAAGAGUUCAAUCUUGGUUUCAUCAGACCAGAGAAUCUUGUUUCUCAUGGUCUGAGAGUCUUUAGGUGCCUUUUGGCAAACUCCAAGCGGGCUGUCGUGUUUUUUUUAAUUAAGGAGUGGCUUCCGUCUGGCCACUCUUACCAUAAAGGCCUGAUUGGUGGAGUGCUGCAAAGAUGGUUGUCCUUCUGGAAGGUUCUCCCAUCUCCACAGAGGUACUCUGGAGCUCUGUGAGAGUAACCAUUGGGUUCUUGGUCACCUCCCUGACCAAGGCCCUUCUCCCCCGAUUGCUCAGUUUGGCCGAGCGGCCAGAUCUAGGAAGAGUCUUGGCGGUUCCAAAAUUCUUCCAUUUAAGAAUGAUGGAGGCCACUGUGUUCUUGGGGACCUUCAAUGCUGCAGAAAUGUUUUGGUACCCUUCCCCAGAUCUGUGCCUCGACACAAUCCUGUCUCGGAGCUCUAUGGACAAUUCCUUCGACCUCAUGGCUUGGUUUUCGCUCUGACAUGCACUGCCAACUGUGGGACCUUUUUAUAUAGACAGGUGUGUGCCUUUCCAAAUCAUAUCCAAUCAAUUUAAAUUACCACACGUGGACUCAAUGAAGUUGUAGAAACAUCUCAAGGAUGAUCAAUGGAAACAGGAUGCACCUGAGCUCAAUUUCGAGUCUCAUAGCAAAGGGUCUGACAAUUUCUAAACCUGUUUUUGCUUUGUCAUUAUGGGGUAUUGUGUGUAGAUUGAGGAAAAAAUAAAUAAUUUAAUCCAUUUUAGAAUAAGGCUGUAACGUAACAAAUUGUGGAAAAAGUGAAUGGGUCAGAAUACUUUCCGAAUGCACUGUGUGUGUACACACACACACACACACACACACACACACACACGCACACCAGUACAGAUACUUAGGUCUACAAGUUAUUUAUGCCUGUAAGACCUAAUGACAUUCCUGUCUCUCCCAGGUGACAAGUAUGGUAAUGUUAUCCACCUGUAUGAGAGGGACUGCUCCAUCCAGAGGAGGCACCAGAAGGUGGUGGAGAUCGCCCCGGCUGUACAGCUGGACCCCCACCUCCGGGACCGACUCACUGCUGAUUCUGUCAACCUGGCCAGACAGGUACAGGAUGCAACACACCCAUACACUUUGAAGCAUUCUUUUAAUAGGUAGUGUCUAGCUAAAACGUAUAUUCCAUAGGCAUUUAGAUGAAUUCAGUACUUUUUUUUAGAAUGUUUAGAAUCUUGGCAUUAUUGCCUUUGAAAUGACAGAGCUGUGUGUAUUUGCAUUUUUUAAUGGCAUAUAAGACCAUUAUUGUCUGAAUGGAGUGUGGUUUUACUUUGCAACAAUACUUCUAACACCGUAGGCAUGAAAAAUUACGGGUGAGAAACUCAACUUCUUUGUUCUUUUCCUUUUAUUCAAACGUCUCCGCUCAUAGUGUAGAAUUUCCUUUCCCUCGUUCCUGUCUUUAUCCCCUCCAGUCUGUAUGGCCGGUUAGAAUUGUUUUUUGUUAUUUUGUUUUUUUAGUAGACAUUAAAUAAAGCCAGUGUCUUCAAAGCACAAUGCAUUUGAAGUCACUUAUAAGAAACUCUGAGCCUUUCCAAAUAGGUGUUCUCAUUCUGUGUUAUUGUUGUGCUCAGAGAGGCAGUGGAGAAGUGUGGGAGUAGGAUGAAAAUAUUGUUGUGUAAGAAAUGGAUUUAGAGAGACAAAGGGAGCCAUUUAGAUGAAUAAAAGUGACCUACAGGGAUAAAGAAAAGACUGGAGCCGUAAUUAAAGCAGUGGGAAUGACGUUUCACCUGCAGGCUACCGAUAAGCACACUAGAUGGCAGCGUUUAACAACAUCGAUAGUUACGGAAGGGACACCACUAGCAAGCUUGUGGGACUCCCACACACAAAGAAUAUGCAGUUGCAGAAUUUCCUGAUUGCAAUCAAGCUGGCUUUCUGUUUGUUAUUGUGAGGUGGAAGCAAUUACUUUGACAUGAGAACAAUUACUAGUGACAGUUGUAUCCCACUGAUUCCCCAUCCUGUGUGUGAUAAGCUUAUUAAACGUUGUAUACACAGUAGCUGGUGAGCCUGUCAUGUGUACCCUUGAGCUAGCUGUCCUGCAAGUGCUUAUCCCUGCCUUAUCUUCUGUAUUGCUUUGUUUGCUGUCUGUUUUGGGGAUGGAAAAGAGAGGCAGGGGUGUGAUACGUUUGUUAUGUGCAUGUGUUUUGAGGGAGAGGAAGCUAUUUUAAUGUGCCCCCACUGUUGAGUACAUUAGCAUUAGUCUCUGUGUUAGGGGAGAGGGGGAAAGAAAUUGGGUGUGAGUGAGGGACAGAAUUAAGCUCCAUCUGUUCAAUCGUAUGGCAGUGAGGAAUGAAGAGCUGAAAUGAGAACAUUUGGCUUGUACUUCUAGAAACCUGCUCUCCUAACAAAAACAACCCUGCCAGUGAUGGUUCACUGUCAGUCUGCUCCCAGACGAGCACAAGCAUUUCGCUACACCCGUAAUAACAUCUGCUAAAUAUGUGUAUGCGACCAAUAAUAUUUGAUUGGAUAUCAGAUGCGUUAAGUCCUUCAGUAUGGGUUUCCACUAGCGUCUAGCUUUUCAUGUCAAAGGGAUUUGACGUUUUUUCCAUUUUAAUUUUUAAACAGUUUAGUUUGCCGGAGGAUAAGUUUAUAAGUCUUAUCUCUAAAUGAAGAGAAGAGUACAUUUUAAUGUCCAGUGAUUCUGCUAUGUUUAUCUAUGGAUCCCACAUCUGUCAAGUCGAUGACCUCUUCUGCUGUAUCUAAGGACGAUAAUGUUCACCCGAAAGGCGUCAGCAUGCUACAGUUAGGCUGGUUCCUAGCCGAACUCGGCGAACCGGAGCUAGUGUGUUUGCAUACUCCCUUAAGACCUUCGCUUUAAAAACAAGAAAAAGUGGCAAUAGGUACUGUCCAUUUUGAGAUGCCGUAGACAAUAUCGGUUCCUCAAAAUAGUUAGAAUUAAUCUAAAAUAACUCAAAUCUGUCAUUAAUUUUGACGUUUUUGCAGAGGAGAUCUGAGUCGCACAAUUUUACAUCGAACUAAGAUGUUUGGUGCAGUAUUUUUUAAAUGAAAAAAUGUGCAUGAAGACGAGUAGUCUCUCGAUGAAUGACAACAAAGGCUUUAUUGAAGAAUCCGUACUGUUGACCAAUCACCGACGAAGGGGCGUAGACUUCGGCCGAACUUCGCCUUGCCCCUAGAAAAAUGCUUGUGCCAUAACAGCUGAAAAAAACCUUUUCGAAGUCUAAAACUAACAAAAACGUCAAUGUGGUCAUAAUAUAUGCACAAACUCUUCAGAACUGUUUCUGCUGGGAACCAUGAGGACGCCUUUAUACCUUCACUAAAUAUCACCUUACUGAUUAGCAACUUCCCAAGUCUUUCAUGAGAGGAAAUCAGUUCAGAGAGCAAUCAAUUCUAUCAAUUAACAUUUAAAGCAUUACCCAAUUUUAAUAAUCUGCACUGCAGUUAUUUUAGGAAACUGCAAAGAACUACUUGAUUAAAAGAGGGUGGGCCAGCCUUUUAUCUCCAGAGUAAGCUGUGGACUGAAAUAUCAGUGUGAAACAUGCUUUAGGUAGACUUAUUAAGGAUUUGAGUUGGGAGAGAAUUUUCACUAGAAUACAAAAAUAAUAAAUUAUUACUUUAAUGAUACAUGACAAUAUUGAUACUCACGUGUCAAGGUGUGGUUAUAAUUAUCUCCCUUGUGUCUGAAUUGAAUGUACAUGUGUUGCUACAUAGCGGUUAAAGAGAUGUAGGCCUGUUACAGGCGUACCCCUUUAAUGGACAACAUCAGCAGGUUUUAUGUUCUGCUUUAUUCUGUUUUGUUUUGCCUUAACUGACCUAUGGUGCAAUCGAAAGAUAAAUCUCCACAUAUAUUUUGAUGGGAUUGUGAGCAGAGAAAUGAGUGGAUAAAAGUGGUUUUACUCCAAGCCCAGAAAUGGUUGUCAUUCCAAGUCUGUUUCAGUGAUUUGGAAAGCUCUGGUCAAGGGAAGCUAGCACAGGUAGUUUUUGAAAAGGUCACAAAAUAUAACGAGAAUAACUGCGAGAGAGAGAAACCAAUGCUGGGAAAAAUAUUUUAUGUCUGUGGUUUCCAUGGUGAUAGCUGCUCUACCCCAAAUCCUCUUAAACACAGGUCAGCUAGGGGGGUUCACAGCAUUCCUACUACUCCUACUGCUUUGUUCUUCUUGCCCACAUGCUCAUUGAAUUUCAUAUUUUGCUUCAUCCCUCCCCCAUACACACACACACUCUUUCCAAAUGAAAGCCCUGCAUUUUUGUUCUCAACUCAUAUUUUACACACCGCAGAUUGCUUUAGUUUCUGAAUUAUUGUGGUUGCACGUACAGUACCUAUCCUUGGUGAUGGCAGCCCAGUGUUCCGCUCUGCUGUUGUGUACCUCACCCCCUCUCCUCCUCCCUCCAUCUUGCAUCCUCUACACCUCUGUGGAAUGCCAUCUGUUCCCCUCCCUUUCUAAUCAAACCUCUCUAUCCACAUGCCAGUCUCUGUAGUGAUGCUGUACUGUUUAACUUCCAACACCCUGUGGUUUUCAGGAACACCUGCUUCUCCAUACCUUUCCUUAUGUUUGCUAUAUCUUAACAGUUUGCCAUAAUACUAACAGUAGGCAGUAGAUAUGGGACCGCUUAAGUAUACAAAGACCAUUAUGAAAUACAGCCUGUUCUAUGCAAAUUUGAGAAAUUCACAGAAUAUCUUUUAGAGUGGAAUACGGGCGCAAGCAGGUCUCCUGCUAGCAGGGUAUUUAAUUGGACUGAAAUGAAUAUUACUAUUUGCUGUGGCUCUCCUAACACUUAUUUCCAAACAUUAUUGGAAUACUUACACAGUACUUGUCCCUUUUGUCUGUUUGUGGGGUCUCUGUAGUGUGUGACAUAAACUGUCUGGCCGUGAGCCUGCACCUUGACAUGGACUGUGUGAAUGGAUGAGAGGGUGCCUGCCUGGUUGGCAGAGAUGAGUUUUGGAGCGAGGGAUGAAUUACAAAGAUAAAUUGGAUCAGAUUUCAGUGAAUUUUGGCCGGCACAAUCUCAAGCCCACGCAGCAAUGUGGAGGGGGAAAUGGUCUGAUAAAUGAUAUCCUGUUGCCUCCUUGCCUGAGCUGUAGUAGCGCUGUCAUUCUUACAGACAGCACGGACAUUCAUAACUAUAAUCACAGCCUGGGAUAUCACACGCUCUCUUCCUUUUGUAGAUAUUAGCUGUCAGUCUUGUUGUCGCUUCCCCAUUUUAGAAGAUUUAUUUGUGGUCUGUAUAUUCAAAAUAUUCAGAUUUACAAUUGCUUUCUGAGUGCUUCAUUCAUUAUGCAUAUUAUCAAGAUAAUUUAAACUUUUGGAACACAGAACUUGUAAUCUCUUCAAAUAGAAUUCGGAAUAUGAGAAUGUAGCAAGACAUUCAAUCAUACUUUCUUCUACCAAUACCUUACUAUUUAUAGGGCUGCCCAUGAAGGAAAGCUGACUGUAUACACUAUAUUGGACAAAAAGCAAGUAAUUAAAUGUGAGCAACAAAGCUCUUUUAAGAAGGAGUAUUUGAAUACACCCCCCCCCCCCCCCCCCCCCUUUGUAUAACAGUGCCUUAUUAACCGUGACAUUGACAUGUCCUCAGGUAGAUUUGAAGUAGCCUAUUAGAGGUUUGUAUCUCAUUUGGAUGUGUCUGUGUGUGCAGGUGGGCUAUGAGAAUGCUGGCACAGUGGAGUUCCUGGUGGAUAAACAUGGAAGGCACUACUUCAUAGAGGUCAACUCCCGCCUGCAGGUGGAGCACACUGUUACAGAGCAGAUCACGGAGUGAGUCACAGCCAUUACCUGGCAUUACCAUGUCACCUCUGACAACCUGUAAGACUGUACCCUGUCUGGUCAAAUUAUAUGUCCGUUCAUGUCGAGUGUCAUUUACGUUUUGAGACUGUCCUUUUGCUCAGUCUUUUUAAGACGCUUGAAGGGUUGUAUAAAGGUUGGUUCCCAAUACUUCUGAAGGGAUUCAUUUCUAUGUUGUCUUCUCCCUAUUGUGUCAACUGAUCUGAAAAUAAUAAUAUAUAGGUGGAAAGCACAGGAGGCUGGUGGCACCUUAAUUGGGGAGGACGGGUUUAUGGUAAUGGCUGGAGCGGAUAGGUGGAAUGGUAUCAGAUACAUCAAACGUGGUUCCAUUCGCUCCGUUCCAGACAUUAUUAUGAGCAGUCAUCCCCUCCGCAGCCUCCACUGGUGGAAACAACACGUCAAACCCAUAUAAUCCUGUAGGUCAGAGGUUCGCAACCCCCCCCCCCCCCCCCCCCCCCCCCCCCCCCCUCCAAUGUUCAUGAUACAAACUGUUCAAACCCCUCUUGUUGGUGGAGAGAAUUUUGCAGGUUUAAAGUUUAUUUCCUGCACUUCUACACAUUUUGUCAUGGGGUGCAAAUAGAAAUGUGUGACUUUAAAGCUAGUUUUCUUGCAAUUCUAUACAUUUGCCAUGUCUAAUGUGUAUUCAUGUGAUAUUUGAAUGACAAAGAAAUUACAACAAUAUCUAUGGGCUAAAAAAACUAAAUAUAAAAACGGUAGCGGACAUGGGCUAGUUGAUCUGGACAUUUCUGACGAGUUAUAAAUAAUCAAAUUUUAUUUCUCACAUGAGCCGAAUACAACAGGUGAUCACAAUGAGGGAGAGGUUGUUGUCCUGGCACCACACUGCCAGGUCUCUGACCACCACCUCCUUACAGGCUGUCUCAUCGUUGUCGGUGAUCAGGCCUACCACUGUUGUCGUCAGCAAACUUAAUGAUCGUGUUGGAGUUGUGCUUGGCCACGCAGUCAUGGGUUAACAGGGAGUACAGGAGGGGACUAAGCACGCACCCUUGAGGGGCCCCUGUGUUGAGGAUCAGCGUGGCAGAUGUGUUGUUACCUACCCUUACCACCUGGGGGCGGCCCGUCAGGAAGUCCAUGAUCCAGUUGCAGAGGGGGGUGUUCAGUCCCGGGGUCCAUAGCUUAGUGAUGAGCUUUGAGGGCACUAUGGUGUUGAACGCUGAGCUGUAGUCAAUGAACAGCAUUCUCACGUAGUUGUUCCUUUUGUCCAGGUGGGAAAGGGCAGUGUUGAGUGCUAUAGAGAUUGCGUCAUCUGUGGAUCUGUUGGGGCGGUAUGCAAAUUGGAGUGGGUCUAGGGUUUCUGGGAUGAUGGUGUUGUGAGCCAUGACCAGCCUUUCAAAUAGCUCUCUAAGGUAUGCAAUGACUAACAUGACAAGAGGAACUGAUGAUGCACUACCCAAUUUCCAAAUUGCACGUUGCGCAUUCUACUAUUAUAACUUUCAAGAGUACGUUUUUAAAGCCAGACUGAGUUCCUUUAAAAGGCCCCCUGGGGGUGUGCCCCACAGUUUUGGAACCACUGAUGUAGGUCAUCGAUAUUCAGUCAAACCAAUGUAGUCGUGUAACAUCCGUAUGACUCCGCUCACUGAUACAGGCAGAAUGUAUUCUAGAAAUGGCCGUGAUGCUUUUGAGUCAAAACUGAAGUGGGACCAACUGAUAAACCUGAAAGUAACAAAUUGCACACCUACAGCCUUUUUUUAAAGGCACUUUUGGGACAGAACCCUGUACGUACUGUUUUAUCCACGCAAUGGUGAAGCUCUUUCGCAAAAUGUUGAUGUGGAGUGGCCCAUCUGGCUAUUGAGACUGGUCGAUACACAAACACUCCCCUUAAUAAACGUAUGUACGCGCAUGCGCAUGCCUUGCUUUGCCUACAUUUACAUUUUGCUGUCAUUUAGCAGAUGCUCUUAUCCAGACCGACUUACAGUUGAGUGCAUACAUUUUCAUACUUUACUGUGGGUAAUUUUUUUUUGUUGUCAGCUGUCCGACAAAAUAAUUGUGGAAAAUAAAUUCAGCUAACAAUAAUGUAAAUGCCUGCGCCAAAACCUGCCAACUUAUACUCCAAUGGAGACUUUUCUUUAGAAGUGCCUAAUUGUAUUUUUAUCCACUGUAUUUUGUUUUGUUUAUGCAUACAUUUGUAUAGAUGUAUUGCAUUAUAGAUGACGCUUGUACCAUGUCUGACUAUGAUUGUUUUGUGUCAAUUUGAGUGGUUAAAAGAAAUAUCGUAUUUUGUAUCAUUGUUGAGUGACACUUCAAUACAUUUUUCUAACUGACUCUAGUCCAGGACUAUAGGGUUCCUUUGCUGUGACCAAGCAAAGGAACCCUAUAGAAGUUUUGUAAUGAUUUAAGUAAAUGGACUGAGAUAGCAGACAGUUUAGGACGUUAUGUUCUUAUGAAGUUUUCCUUUCCAUAUGAAUCAGUCUAGAUUGUCUGUGAGUUCUACUUUCAGAGCCAGAAUCCUAGUCCACAAAUAAAGUCUUGCAGUGCUAUAUCAUUUGGAGUUCCUACUCUUGAGACUAGAGAUGAUGAAGUGCCAAAUCUCACCUGUCUCAUGCAUUCAAAGUUCAAACACUGACAAUAGCCAUGGGUUGUGCACUUAUCAGAUGCAGCUAAAGUAAUCAUUCAGGAGGGAUGAAAGCAAUGCAGCAUCUUUUUUAAGUGUUACUUUGUUGUGUGCACAUACACACUACUCUCUCACAGAUUGAUAUGUAUGACUUUUCUUCUGUGCACCUGGCAGAGACUUCUGUAUUCCUGUCUAGUCAUGUGGAAGGAAUGUAGGUUCAUUCAUUCUAAAUGUCCAUCUUGUCGUAUUGAAUGGAAACUGUCAGACUGCAAUUGGCAUUCUGCUGGAGCACUGCUCUGAGUGAUUGGCUCUGGAUAGGUACAUGACUGUAAUGCACUUGAUUCUUACUCGCCAAAGAAGCAUUCAUGCCAUAACCCCAGCCACUGGCUAUGUUCUCCUGCGACUACGUGUUGAAUUAUCAGGUCUGAAUUUAGCGCUCCGGUGAGUAGGCUAUUACACUACACCUCUGUUUUUGGCUGUCUGCCUCUGCCUGUAUCAUGACUUUAAAUUGGUCACUGUGAUUAAGACCAAUUAAGGACCCCUUCUGCCUAUUGAGUGGUAAUGGGAAUCACUGGAAAUGGCCCAUGACAUCGUAAUGUGUUAAUUCCUUGAACUCUGCAACCUCUCCAGUCUCAUAACAUCCCAGUUUUCCUCCUUUCACAUGAAGCCUAAUGCAUUUCUCUCAUUUCAGUCAUCGUAGAUCUAAUCGUUUUUGGUGCAUUCAUAAUAUCUUCUUACAUUACCAUGACAUAACACCACCUCUUGAAACGGGCUUUAGGAACAGUAUCCUGCGGUAUGGAGCCCAUAUACACUGGUUGGAGGUCAUUGUGCUGUUGUGCUUUCCCUUCUAUAAAUUCAGUUAAGACAGGCUUAUGGCAGACCUCAAUUCUCUCAGCAUUUGCACCACUCCAAUUCUCCUUCCCACUCCUCUCCCUUAAUUCAGUUCGCUCUGUGUGUGUGUUUAUAGCUCAGUGUAGGCUGUCUGUCACUGACCCUGUAAUGGGUUUCUAAUCACUGAGUUGUGGCUAGAUUGCAGCUGCACGUUUGUUUGUCUAUUCUGCCAGAAAUUAGGAAUGGGAGACGGGAGGCGAGGGAAGACUACUAAACUGGCACACAAGGAUGAGGAAAGCUUGUCAACGGAUUGGUGUGUUCGGAGGCUGGUUCACAGACCUGGAUCUUAUUCAUAUAAAAAUGGGGUAAAGAGAAUAGCCUUUCAGUGGAAGGAUUUUGGUUUAUUAGGAGGGAAAGGGGCAGAAUCUUCCUCCACACCAGCGCCACAUACACUGCCUGGCAUCAGCAAUUAAAGUGGAAUAGGAAAUCAGACUGAAUAUAUUAAUCCCCCCUCAUCUGUCUCCCCCUCCUUCACUCCCUCUGCUUCCAGCUCAUAUCACAUCUUUGAUUUUGUGCAAUGCAGUCUCCUCUGCCCCCCUGUCCUCUUUAUUUUCUUGGUAUUUUCCACCUCUUCUUUCUUCCUACACCCCAAUACAGUUUGGGGCUGUUUCAGUCUAGUGCUCUCUGGAUGUAGGAGUUAGAUAAGAGAAGGAUAGAAAAAAGCAUGGCUCAUCUGUUUACAGUAUGUCUGACGUGUGUCAUUAUUACUAUAAAUAAUGAAAUCUGGGCACCAGUCCUUUAUUGGACUAAAUGUGUCUUCGGAGAAGACCUGACUUAUCAAUUAUUUUAGUAAUAACUCAAUUGGAGCGCUUUACUGGAAUAACAACGCAAUUAUUUUAGACCAUCAUUUUAAUGAUAUAUGUACAAAACAUAAUGAUGAUGAAAUAGAAUGAAAGACAAGAAGUAAAGAUCUUGACAUUCUGAACAUUAUAUUAUGUCAUAUUUAGUCUGAUCAAAGUGGCCGUGUGUCCUUUGGUCCGAAAUUGUUAUGCUUUUGGCGUUCUCCUUGGAUUGUGUUCCUGGUUGCUUUGUCUUUUGACCCUUUCUUGAGUUGCAGAGGCUGUGCUCUGAAGUGUCUUCUCCUUUUUGAAGAAGGUUAGCUUAAGUGUACCGUUCAGGCGAUGCUUGCUCUUUUACGUCUUUACUGAGACUGCUUGUACUUGGGUUCUUCAGCCCCAAUUAGAAAUUUACUAAAUUGCAGGUAGAGGCGUACUCUUUCCCUAAAAGGUACUUUCCCUAACUUAUCAGUUACUAGUUCUUGCCAUGAAAAGCGAAGGCCCCUUGGUAGGUCUGCUAAGAUGGAGGUUCUUUGCCUCCUUUUGAGAAGUAGCUGAGCUGCUGGGCCCAGAGCAGGGCAGAGACAGAGCAGCAGGUCCAGGAGAAGAAUUGAGUUGGAGAGGGAGAGAAACUGAGCUUCACUUCCUAAACUCCUGCCAAAUGUAUGACUACAGUAGAGAUGAAUAUUUCCCACAGAUCACACAGACCCACAAAGAAUUUGAAAACAAAUCAAACAUUGAUUAACUCCCAUAUAUGUUAGGCAAAAUACUGCAGUGUUCUGAAUAAACAGUCAAAACUCAAACGGAAGACUAAAAAAAGCUCAAACCAAGUUUAUUCACUCACUGGGUAAUACAGCUAGAAAGAUAUACAUGUCACACAAGCACAUUUUUAUGCUGUCCAACUAGGCGGGGUCAUCUCCUUGCAUGUCUAAGAUGCACACUCCUCUGUUAGGCAGAGACACAGUAGGUUCCUCUUAUAUUCAUGGCCCUGCCUAAGUCUGGGACCAGCAUUGGCGUGGAAGUGUAUGUGUGUGUGUGAGAGGACAGUAAUCAGAUGGUCUUCGGGGUGUUACCCUGUGGCCCCCCUCACUGCUGUGUCUUCUCUCUUCAACUGUUGACCUUAUCUCAAGUUGAGUUCCACAUCCCUCGUGGUCCUGGUUCCUCAGCAACUGGUCUGCCAUUUCAAGAACUGAAACUAGACUGUUGCCCUUUUGCCUCCCUCCUUAGGAACGUUCAUAUUCAACAAUAACAUAUAUUUGAACAAAAUAUGAACUUUCUGCAUGUCCCCUUUUCUCACUCAGUAACUUUCCACACACCUAGUUCCUCUUUACCCUUCCUUGACUCCUAACAUAUACAUUCCUUAUACAUGUAACGUAAUCAGUAAGUUCUAGUAUGGGAACAUGAACAAGUGUAUUUCAAGCUAGAAUCCAACAGUGCAAUCACAGCAUCAAGAUUUGUGGCCCGUUGCUAUGAGAAAAGGGCAGCCAGUGGAGCGCGAACAAUAUUGUAAAUAUCACCAAUAUUUGUUUAUCUUCUCCUACUAUGCGUACAACAACUAUUUGCACAUUUCUAAAACACUGUACAUAGCUAAUAAUAUAACACUUGAUGUCUGUUUUUGAAACCUUUUUGAGAGCAAUAUUUACUGUCAAAAUCUAAUACUUUUUUGUUGAUUUUGUCUUCUCACUUUUUUGUUUUGUUUAUUUCACUUGCUUUGGCAAUGUAAAAAGUCCCUUUGAAUUUAAUUGGGAGAGGGGGAGAGCUUUUCUAGUCCUGUGAGGUCACAUGGUAUCACACCUAGGUGUGAAGGGCCAUUUUUACGACCCAUUGUCUUGGAGGUAGAGAAAGUGGGGAGAACAGUUGGGUUAAUCCAAUACAGCAAAAUGUUCAACAUUGGUUAACAUAUGAUAUUUAAAACGACCCAUUGCUACAGUUGAAAGGGAUUACUGCCUCUAUUUGUUUGAAUGUCGUACUGAGACCUUGGUAUCGCUAACACACUGUGUCUUAGUCAGUGUGAAUACCAAAUGAAAAAACAAGUCAAGAAGAAAAAUAUGAAGAGGCAGAAGCUGCUUUUUUCCCCUCACCCCCCAGACACUUACUACUACAUGAAAUUAAAGUAUCCUCUUAAAAUAAGAUGUUUGAAUGGGCACACAUUUUGUGAACACAGCUACAAGAAUGUCAGCUAUUAUAUGAAAUAUGUAAUGUUCCAGCCACUAAAUGAUAAAAUGUUAUAUGCAAUUUUCUUACAAUGAACACUUUAGUUUGACCCUGCUUGUAGAAAAAUACAUUUAAAGGGCUUUUCUAAGUUCCUUUUCUACAUCAAAUGUAUUGUUUGGUGACGAGCAAUCCUGUUUUGGAUCGAACAUUAACAAUCGAAAGAGGUCAAGUCGUAGGUCGUUUUGUGAGAUUGGGCUCAGUAGCCUGAGGGAAUGAGGAACGGAUGUCGUCAACCUUUUUUUCAAAGUGGUUGACAGUUCUCUGCAGAGGGAGGAGGUGGAGUAUAAAGGAGGCAGGAGAAAGUGGAGAAAUAAUGGUAUAAAUUAAGUGAUAGAAGUAUAAAAUCAUUGUCAGUUAUUCUCAGCCUUUCCAGUUGAUUCUGCAAUUGUUUCUGUCAGUUUAGAAGAUGUUUGUCAUGUCUUAUAUCAAAACAUUUUGCCUGUGUGUUUGUGUUCAUAAAGUAUUUGUUACCACCAGCCAAAAUGUUUCAAUCCAUUGAUGCAACAAAAAGCUCCUUCCCAGACGCUUUGUUCCUUAUAAUUAUUGAUGUUUAACAUUAAUGCAAGUACAACUCUGUCCCUUCCUCUUAUUGGUAAGAAAAGGUGUUCCCUCAGCCUCGAGGCACAGACAUGCACACAUACAUUUUAGUCAUUCAAUGAGCGGUAGAAAAAAGUGGUCAUUGACUUGGAUUUGUUGAGAUUUGCCUAGGAGCAAUUACAAAAACAUUCCCUCAUAUCGUGUGGAGCUCUGAAUUUGAAUUACCAUUAAAUAGUUUUUUUUUACCAACCUUUUUUGUAAUUAGAAUUGCUAAAUGGACACAUUUCUGUAAAAGUUAACCAAACCCUAUUGGUGUUUUCUCAAGUUUUUAGUUUUUGCUCUCAUAGGAUCGUGAUGCAUCAGAUUUAUAUUCCUCUCCAUCCAUGACUGAACAGAAACUAGUUCCACUUUCCUCUGGAUUGUUGGCUGGGGUCACAAUAGAGCUGAUGUCAGUUAUCUUUCCUUACCCUGAAGACCUUUUCUGCGCUCUGUUCCCCUCUGAACUGAAGACCCCCCCCUUCCCUCCCCUUCUCUCAGGUUUCUUUUUCAAGUGCACUGAAGGCGUGUCAUGAACCCAACAGCACAUUUUAAAAUGGGAAAGGUAUUGCAGUGUGAACUACCAUCUUCACAUCAGUUGUGAAUGUCACCACACUGCCUGUGUAUCAUGUAGGGGAAUUUCACACAAGGUAUCUGAAGUUGUCAUGGGGAUAGUGCGAGGCAUCGAGAUGAUAAAAACCAGAUUCUAAACUAGUAACUCCUAACUGUAAACAUGCCAGAGUGGGAACUUUAUGGACAACACAGAGUGCAUUUUCUUGUGUUUUCCUUGUCAAUUCAGACAGCAAAAUUCUCUCUUUCUACUCUCCCCAUCCUCUUCCUGUCAGUGUGGACCUGGUUCAUGCUCAGCUGCGUGUGUGUGAGGGGCGUAGCCUGCCAGAGCUGGGCCUGAAGCAGGAUAAUAUCCGGAUCAAUGGCUUCGCCAUCCAAUGCCGUGUGACCACAGAGGACCCUGCCCGUGGCUUCCAGCCUGACACUGGACGGCUUGAGGUAAGCAACAGCCCCCCCCCCCACCUCCCUGCAGGCUACUGCCACUCAGUUAUAAUGAGGCGUAGUCUCUCCCUCCAUGUAGGGCCAGAAGGUUUUCCUGACCAUGAGCCCUGA
Coregonus sp. 'balchen' is the source of this 26343-nucleotide messenger RNA. NCBI's taxonomy places the organism in Eukaryota, Metazoa, Chordata, Actinopteri, Salmoniformes, Salmonidae. The record is from the annotation of a GenBank genome assembly.